AAGAAGUUGGAAGAAACCGAUAUGUGUGUAUUGGAUUAAACCCGUUUAGAUUGUGCAUAAAAAUAAAACAAAUUGGGAUUCUUCAAAAUGGUUCUUGUGCAUAUAUAUAAAGCCGGAGCGUACGGAUUGGCCAAGUCAGUUCUUAAUCGGCGAAUAAGUAGUCGAGAAAUACUAAAAUGAAGUGCCUUUUGGUUUUAUGUCUGGCGGUGGCCUUCGCUAUGGCGAACCAACCCAUUAAACAAUCGUGGACCGUCGUCCAUCAAGGCUGCCAGGCCAACCCUAAGACUUUUGUAGAGGAGGAAGUGUUCGAGAAACUCCGGAAAGGCGAAAAAGUCAACUUGCCCAACAAUUUCGCUGACCAUGCGUUCUGCAUGUUGAAGGACAUGGAUUUGCAAGAACCCAACGGCAAUAUCAACACGCAAACCCUGAAAAAAGCUGUGCAAGAAUCCGUUCAAGAUCAAGCCAAAAUCAAUCAAAUCACCAGCGAAUGUUCCGCCAAUGACCAGACCCCCCAGAAGACUGCUCUGACUUUGUUCAAAUGUUUGGGCAAAUAUCACAUCGAUAUCGGCCAAUUUUAAUUGGUUGGAACGUGUUUUAAUAAUUUUUGACUGAACUAAUAUAGAAUUGUUAUAAAUUUAAA
This is a messenger RNA of Cylas formicarius (sweet potato weevil), 640 nucleotides long. RefSeq lists its product as uncharacterized. The coding region runs from base 177 to 578 and encodes 133 amino acids. Lineage: Eukaryota; Metazoa; Arthropoda; Insecta; Coleoptera; Brentidae. Gene Ontology annotation, molecular function: odorant binding. The record is from RefSeq and is a predicted model, not a curated record. The transcript has 2 exons.